GACUAAUCCUUAAGGAUGAAGCUGAAUCUUACCAAGGUAGUUAAUGGCUGUCGCUUGGGAAAAAUACAAAACUUAGGCAAAACAGGGGACCACAUCAUAGACAUUCCAGGCUGCCUUUUGUACACCAAGACUGGCUCUGCCCCACACCUGACUCAUCAAACACUGCAUAAUAUCCAUGGGAUUCCUGCAAUGGCUCAGCUUACGCUGUCAUCCCUGGCAGAACAUCAUGAAGUUUUGGCAGAAUAUAAGAAAGGAGUUGGAAACUUUAUAGGCAUGCCAGAAUCACUCUUAUACUGCUCCCUGCAGGAUCCAGUCAGCCCCUGUCCAGCUGGUUAUGUAACAAAUAAGUCUGUGUCUGUGUGGGGUGUUGGAGGACGAGUAGAAAUGACUGUAUCCAAGUUCAUGGCAAUUCAGCAAGCCCUUCAGCCAGACUGGUUCCAGUGCCUCUCAGAUGGAGAAGCAUCUUGUGAGGAAACAACUUCCACAAAGAGGGCCAGAAAGUCUGUGGACCGAUCCCUCCUAUUCCUAGAUAGCUGCCUGCGGCUACAGGAAAAAUCAGAGGUCCUUCAGAAAAGUAUCAUCAUUGGAGUGAUUGAAGGUGGAGACGUGAUGGAGGAGAGGUUGAGGUCAGCACGAGAGACAGCCAAGCGGCCUGUUGGAGGCUUCCUUCUGGAUGGCUUCUAUGGGAAUCCAGCAACCCUGGAGACUAGACUGCACUUGCUGUCGUCUGUCACUGCAGAGCUCCCGGAGGACAAACCGAGGCUCAUUUGUGGUGUUAGCCGGCCAGAUGAAGUGCUCGAGUGUAUCGAAAGAGGAGUGGACUUAUUUGAGAGUUUUUUCCCUUAUCUAGUGACAGAGCGAGGAUGUGCACUGGCUUUCAGCUUUGAUUACCAGCCGAAUCCUGAAGAGACAUUAUUACAACAGAAUGGGACACAAGAAGAAAUCAAAUCUGUGGAUCAAAUAGAGAAAAUUAAAACAACUGAUUGCAACCAAGAAAUGACAUCAUUUGAAAUUAAUCUGAACGAAAAAAGGUAUCAAGAGGACUUUAACCCACUGGUAAGAGGGUGUUCCUGUUAUUCCUGUAAAAAUCACACUCGUGCAUACAUCCACCAUCUACUGGUGACCAAUGAGCUGCUGGCUGGGGUCCUGCUAAUGAUGCACAAUUUUGAACACUACUUUGGAUUUUUCCAAUCCAUCCGGGAAGCAUUAAAAAGUGACAGACUGGCACAGUUGAAAGAACUCAUCCGCAGGCAAGCAUGUUAAGAAUUGGCAAUACAAAUCUGCCUCUGCACUGAGCUUGUAUCACGGUUAUAACAUGGAAAGAAGAAAAGAAGAAAUAGUCGUAGUUUGAAGCAUUUAAAUCUGGAAUAAAAUCUGUCAAAAUAAAGAAUGUCUGUCCCAAACUGCCCACAUGAGGGUGAAAAGAUGUCUUCUAAAGACUUAAAUGGCCUAGAUUGAUCCAAAAGGAUUGAACCAUCAUCUGUAAAAUUUCUAGGCCAAUUCUAUUAGUAGGUAGAGACUCAUUUAGUAAAAAACCAGAGGUGAGAAGAUACCCUCGAAGAGGAGGAUGAGAUUCUGGGAACACUGAGAUGGAGAUGACUGUGCAUGAGUAGCAUAACCUCUGUGGACACAUGUCUGUUGAUUGGGGUUUUCUUAAUUUUGAUCCUCAUAGUUGGGGAGCUCUUUUGGAUACUUUUACCUUCCAUACUGCCGUGGUAAUACAGUCACUCCAAAAGGGCUCUUGUGACUUAACCAUGUUUGCCUCUGCCCUGGAACAUGGGGCUUAACCAAUGCUCCUACGAACUUUGACCCAAGUCAUUCUCCUUCAUUUGGCCAUUGGGUCUAUUUGUCUUCCUAGAACCACUGUUCUUGCCUGUAGGAUCCAAAAGUGUACCUAGCUGCUUUCGACUGGUCAUACAGAUCCACUAUACUCCACCCUUCAGGUUCAUAAAAAUCCUAAUCAUGAAAUGACUGUAGUCCUGUCACUUGUGAAGAUUCAUUUCUAGUUUGUCCCCUUGGAUGAAGCCUGGUGGGCAAUUAGAAGAUCAGUUUUAGUCCUACUUAGCUGUGUUGCCUAGGAAAACGAGUUAGGCCUCUGUGCCUGUUACCUCAUGAAUAAACAGGGACAGGCAUAGUGGAUAUGAGCUUCUAAGAAUCUUCUAGCUUUAAAAUUUGAGGAACAACCAGGCAUGGUAGUGUACAUCUAUGUGUUCAUACUUCUUGUUCAAUGCCAAGCCCAUCUAUAAUCUUAGCUACUCAGAAGACUGAAAGCAGGAAGAUUCCAAGUUAGAGACCAGCCUGGGCAGCUUAG
Molecule: messenger RNA, 2311 nt
Organism: Marmota flaviventris (yellow-bellied marmot)
Lineage: Eukaryota; Metazoa; Chordata; Mammalia; Rodentia; Sciuridae
Gene: Qtrt2
Product: queuine tRNA-ribosyltransferase accessory subunit 2
Source: RefSeq, a predicted model, not a curated record